Penicillium roqueforti is the source of this 534-nucleotide messenger RNA. RefSeq lists its product as uncharacterized. Bases 1 to 534 code for a protein of 177 amino acids. NCBI's taxonomy places the organism in Eukaryota, Fungi, Ascomycota, Eurotiomycetes, Eurotiales, Aspergillaceae. The record is from RefSeq and is a predicted model, not a curated record. The transcript is spliced from 2 exons.
AUGUGCCCAAUACAAGAAUCGGCCAAGAGAAAGGAGACUUUAAAUCCUCCACGGCUUUCCUCAGUUAUUGAAGAUCUCGACACUAUCCAGCCUCAGACACGCCAUGUUGAUGAGGCGCUGGAAAAAAGUCGGGACUAUUGGUAUCGCCUGACAUCACUAGCUCAUGCCUAUCGGGAUCAUGGCUUGAAUCCAGAGUACACAAACCCUCGCCACAUUCUUCAUAGAAUUCCAAAACUGCAUGUACGACCCGAAACAACCUAUGCCCGCCCUUACGGAGUUUCUCCUCUUGUUCUUUGCAUGCAAGCAUCCUCGACUUGGAAAUUAGUAGGAAACUCGGAUUGCGACAGCAUUGCGAAAGAAAGGACAGCCGAUGCUAUGCUCAAGGUCGGCACUAGUGUUGCUAUUCCCUAUAGUUUCGAAGGGAAUGCCUUCAAUUCUUGGAUUGGCACAACGGAAGAAAAAACACACUGGUCCAAACUACUUGGGGAUCCUGACAAUUGGAUGGUGUUAUGUACUCUCUGCACGAUUUGUUGA